GUAGCAGCGACGUUCGGCCAGUAAGCCUGACUGGUUUUCUAUUGAUAAUCCAUGGCUCAUGAAUAUUAAUUAACCUAGCGCACGGAUGCUCAAUGUAAAGUCAACACGGCCUAUUUAAUAAUUCAUUAGCUCAGCCGGUCCCACAGUAGGAUUCGUACCGUCGCUCCGCGGCAGAGUCACGGAUGCUCAGUUGAACGCGGGGAUCGAGAGUCGGUCACAUCGCUGGACUGUAAGCGGAGCUUUUGGGAUUAAUGAGACUCGUUGCUAAAUAGUUUAUCAGACUAAAUGCGUGACAUCAUCCGCGCGCAGACACUGACGCAUCGGUGAAACAAAGCGUUUGUUUUGCAGAUCGUACUAGUGAGAUCAAAAUGUCAGAUACAGCUAACGGUACCGGAGCUCACGGAAGCUAAUAAAGCAUUGUUAUUGUCUUUAUGUGGACGGGUUUUCCGUUAACGGUUUAGGUUCAAACGUCCGAUUUCAAAUCUCUGAAAGAGCGGGUACUAAGUUGCGCGUGGACUCUGAUGGAUAGCAGGUGCAUGAACGCAUCAUGCUUUAUAAACCGCCAGAGCAAUGUGAUUCUUCCCCCGCGGUUAUUAGUGUUUUCAUAAUAUCUGAGGAUAAAUCAGCGUUUAUUUGAUUGCAUUGUUCUUUUCCCCUUUGCAGUGUGAUAAUGUACCAGCGCGUGAUGUUCAAAUUUACUGUUGCAUACCGAAUCAGUGCAGCCACUCCAAAUACAAAUUUAACUAACUUAAAUCUAAAGUGUCUUAUGUAUAUUUUUGUGUACAUUACUACAGUUUAAUUCUCUAUAGAUAGGCUGUAAAAAAAUCAUCUCGCUAUAAUUCAAUUCGCUUAAAAUUCAAAGUGGCGCUGAAGUCACUACUUCUAACCUGCAGUGAUACGUUCAUUGGACUUUUUCGACCACUUCGAAGCGAAUUACUCAUAGAAAACGAGUAGAAAAUCAAGUCAAAUAAAUGAAAACAACUAUGUAAACAUUUUUACAAUGCAUAAUAUAGACAUGAUAUGAUAUGACGUGGUUUCUUGCUAAAUAUUGCAUUUGUUAAUUGAGUGCUUUUAUUGUUAACUUCUCGGUUUAAAAUAUUGACAAAUCUAAAAUGCAGCAUCACACUUGAGGUUCUGCAGUUUGAUUGUGUUGUUUCCUGUUAAUUAAAUGCUAAAAACGUAGUGUUCAAAAGUUAGACUGGUCAUUUGAGCGAAAGCUUUAAAUCCAGAGGAUGAUCCCGUCUGAAGUGGCUGGACUGCUGUCAGAGCGGCUUUCUCAAGAUUAACAGCCCGCUGCUCUUUUCUUUCCCUGCACCGCCUACAAUUAUAUCGUUAACUGGAAUAUUCUUCAUCUCUACCUGUUUUAAAACACGUUUGUGCUAAAUGGGACUUAAAUGAAGUCCAUCUGAAGCCACCAAUAGUGACAUGGCUUGUAAAUCAUGAAUGAUGCUUCUAUAAGACUCAAGUAAACUAUAGUUAGAACAGUCAGAUGGCAUUGUCUUUAAAGCGAGAAGCAGCUGACUUUUUUCUGCUGCUGUAAUAUGACAUUGCGAAAUCUUUUGUGAAACGUGCCGAACCGAGAAGCAGCUAACAUGUUGUAAAUAUGACUUUGUGACAUUACUUCUAGCAAAACAUGACUGAUUCUGCUGCUGUUUGGAGAAAAAUGACAUUGUGACGCUACAAUUUUUAGCGCGGUGAGCGGAGAAGCAGCUGACACUUUCAUUCUGCUGCUGUAGCGAAUAUGAGAUUGUGAUUCUGGGUGUUUAGUGGUGACAAACCAAACCUGAUGCUGCUGCAAAUAUGACAUUGUGACAUCAGGACUCGUUCUCUAAAGCGGCAGACUGAGGAGCGGCUGACACUCUUUUUUGCUGCUGAUGAUGCUGCAGCUGCGAAAAUGCUGCGAUUCCCUGUGAAGAAGAUACGAAAGCAGUUCAGACUUCUGCUGCUGCUGGUGCUGCUUACUUUCGCCGUGUGGUUUACAUACCUGCACAUCAACCAGGGCAAAUCCAUCAAACUCCACUUCAACUACGGUAAAGAUGGUGAGAGGCCGAUGGAGGGAACUGAUACCAGUGGUAAGAGAGACUCGCGUUCAUCAGACAAGUACCGUAGAAGUGAAGACAGCAACAGCCAGGAGGAAGAAAAUGCACAGGAAGAGCCCAACGCUAGCAGCGUUCAUGACAAAGAUCAAGCUGAAAUCCGCAUGUUCCUCGCACACAAGUCCAAAAAAUUGCCAUGGAAACCAGAGUUUAAAGGUCAAGCGAAUCUCCAUGUGUUUGAAGACUGGUGUGGUUCCUCAGUCGCUCAGCUCAGGAAGAAUCUGCACUUUCCUCUCUACCCCCAUACGAGAACUACUGUGAAGAAGUUGGCUGUGGCUCCAAAAUGGAAGAACUAUGGCCUGAGAAUAUUUGGAUACAUUCUUCCUUACAAAGAUGGUGAUUUUCAGUUUGCCGUUUCUUCGGACGAUAACUCCGAGUUCUGGCUGAGUUCAGAUGACAAUCCUCUCAAUGCCCGUCUGCUGGCGUACGUGGGAAAGCUGGGAUCUGAAUGGACCGCACCAGGAGAGUUUACCAAGUUCAGAUCUCAGGCGUCCAAGUCUGUGCAUCUCAUGGCCUCCAGACGGUACUACUUUGAGAUUCUCCACAAGCAGGACGACAAAGGCUCGGAUCACGUUGAAGUCGGGUGGCGCCCUUUCCUGCCAGGACUCAAGUACGAGGUCAUCGAUUCCGCCUACAUCUCCUUGUACACAGAUGAGAGCAGUUUGAAGAUGAACCAUGUGGAUCACAUUCCUCAGACACUGGCCAGCCAUGGCCCCGUCCCAGCAGAGACCCACACCCACAGCCAACACGGCGCCGAUAUGCUGCAACCAGACCCGCGCGACACCUUCUUCAACAUUCCCAUGAUUGACCCCACUCAUCUUGAAAAUGUGUUGCCGGCCUGUCUCUACUCGCCAACAUAUGUGGUCAAAGACUUCCCUAUCGCUCGCUACCAAGGCCUACAGUUUGUCUAUCUUUCUUUUGUCUUUCCCAAUGACUUCACCCGUCUCACCCACAUGGAAAGAGAAAACAAGUGCUUCUACAGAGAGUCGCCCAUCUAUUUGGAGAAGUUUGGUUUCUAUAAAUACAUGAAGAUGGAUGAGGAGGAAGAUGACAGGCCAUUUUUCUUCCCUAAUCCUGAUGAUUUUCUUGAAGAAGAAGAAGGGGCAGAUCCAGAGGAUGAAGCACAAGUUGUUGGCACCCAGUCAGCAAAGGAAUCUGCCCAACCUAGCCAAUCAAAUCAUACAUCAAGUCCUUCUGAAAAUCCUGUUGCCACAAUGCUGGAGAAGAAAGAGGUAGAGCUGGACAACCCAGCUUUUAGGAGAGAGCAAAGGCGCUUUUUCUCAAGAGCAAGGCAGGUGGUUGGGUCUCAACCUCAAGAGACAGACCAAGACACUCUGGACCAUCAGGCUAAGGUAGGGUUACCAGAAAGUGUGAGUGUGGUGCGAGGUCGUUCUCUCACUUGGGUUCAAAAAGACCACCGGGACUUUCGAGAAGGCUGGUCAGAGGAUCGUUCACUGAAAAUAAGCAGAUCGGCUUUGCUAUUCCCACCGAAAUCCUCAUUGGUGGCUCUCAACAGUCGAGCCAAGCAAACCCUCAGCAAUCCUGCCCUCACCGUUCCUUCCCCAGGCAACAACCAAGCUCAUGACAACAGCCACAAUCCUGGAAACAGCCACACCAACAAGGAACGCAAGAAAGAGGACAACAAAAUCUACGUCACAAGACCUCGCCCUGCCAAGGACAAGCAAAGACCCAUUUCACGCCAACCCAGAGAGGUCUUCCCUGGCGUUUUCCUCUACCAGAGCGGCAAAACCACAAAGCUGGUGAACCUCAGUGCCAGACCAAGGCUCAAUAAAGGAGUUUUGCGUGCAUCCCAGUUAUUUGUGCGGUCUCCUCUGCAAGAGAGCAAGGUCUUUCCAGCGAGCCCCAAUUGCAGCAAGCCAGGUGAAAACCCUGUGGCCCCAAACCGAGCAUCAAUCCCAAGCCGCUUUGAGAGGAGGAUACGAGGCGUCUGGGAAAAACACCAGCGUCCCUUGAGGCCCAUCACAACCGCUCGACCCCCUCCUGCUUCCACCCCUCCGUCCACUAACUCUGAGAACGUGCUUCCGACUGGUCCUCUCCGUGUCACUUCCUACUUGCAUACCUCUGAGAUAACCGAGUCCCAACAGCAGCGGCCGGACACUGACCCAGAACCGGAGGAGGACGGAGGCCAAUCAGAGUAUAGUUAUGAGGACGUGGAGCCUCGCCCCGGGUGGGCGGAGGAGACCAUUAAUUGGCAGAGGACGUUUUCCGUCAAUAGCAUGGACUUUGAGACAUUGCGCUCUGACUGGAAUGAUCUUCGUUGCAACGUGUCUGGAAACCUGCAGCUAUCUGAGAGCGAAGUGGUGGACAUACUUGCACAGUACAUGGAGAAGCUCAACGAACGCAACGGAGGGAUUUAUACUCUCCUCCGCAUCAUAAACGUAGAAAAGCGGCGUGACUCUGCACGCGGUAACCGCUACCUGAUAGAGCUGGAGCUAAUGGAGCGAGGCCGUAAAGUGGUCCGUCUAUCUGAGUACAUCUACUUGCUGUUGCACCGUGGUCGAGUGGAAGACAGUGUGGAGAAUACGGAAGGGGUCACAGCAUCAUCGCCCUCUUCCCCUGUCGCCAGCCCACCUGCUCCACCCUCCCGCGCACCUACCCGUGGGACUCACGGCACCCCACAGUGGAGCACAGAGUAUGCCAAACCCCUGCUGUGCCAGCCAGUGAUGCUGCAGUGGAAAAAGGACGUCAUGGUGCAUUUUGUGGUACCAGUUAAGAAUCAGGCUCGCUGGGUUCAGCAGUUCAUUUCAGACAUGGAGAUCCUGCACCGUGAGACCAAGGACAACAACUUCAACAUCAUCAUCGUGGACUUCCAGAGUGAAGACAUGGACGUGGAACAGGCUCUCAGAGAAAGCUCCGUUCCACGAUAUGAGUAUCUGAGAAGGGAAGGAAACUUUGAACGUUCGGCCGGGUUACAGAUCGGUGUGGACACCAUAGAGGAAAGUCACAGUAUCGUGUUUCUGUGUGACCUGCACAUUCAUUUCCCUCUGAACAUCCUGGAGAGCAUCAGGAAGCACUGUGUGGAGGGCAAACUGGCCUUCGCUCCGAUAGUGAUGAGACUGGGCUGUGGCAGCUCCCCGCAGGAGCCUGACGGGUACUGGGAGGUCAACGGCUUCGGCCUGUUCGGGAUCUACAAGUCAGAUUUUGACAAGAUCGGUGGGAUGAACACGGAGGAGUUCAAGGAGCGCUGGGGAGGAGAAGACUGGGAACUACUGGACAGAGUUCUACAAAACGGUCUGGAGGUUGAGCGUUUAAGACUGAGGAACUUCUUUCACUACUAUCACUCGAAAAGAGGCAUGUGGAACUCACAGUCCAGUAAAGCUCCUAAAGGAUAAAACUGAGCCUCGCUCGGAGACUUCACACUAACAAUAGCGGGACCUUGAAGGACCCAUCGGUUGUGUCUCUGGGACCCGUCUCAUACAGGAGGACCAUGACGCUGCCAAGCUGCUGUCCAAACUCAACACUGGAGAGAGACUCUUAUUCACUGAGCGUGGAUCUGUGUGUACCUCUGUCUGAACGAUCAUUGAAGAGUUAAAGGACGUGUUACUCUAGACUAGCAGCUCAGGUACUUUGGGUCACAUAACUAUGGUUUACAGCACUUAAGAUAUUACAAGCUGAUUGUCUAAAGGUUUAGAUGUGCGCUGGUACUUACUUCUGCUUUUAUAUAGCUGUAAAUGUCACUUCCUGUUCAGAUGUGAUGCCGCCUUACACUUGAACUGUAGAAAUGAUCUGAUGUGCGGCGACUAACGUGGUUUCUCUUUUCUAAAGUCCUGCUGAACUUCCGGACACGACUGGACCAAGAGCAGCCUGCUGAGAUAUUAAAAUGAAGCUGAUUUGUCUUUGUAUUUGUCUGGAUGUCUGAGCUGCUUCGUUUCCUUAUUUCCAAUUGAUUUCCGUCUUUAUUGGCUAGUUUCACAUGAUGCAGAUGAAUCCUUUCAGACUGCUGUUUUAUUCUGGGCUUAAACCAGUCUCAUUGAUGCAGUAUCCAUUUCUACAGAGUUCAACGGUAGGGAAAAAAAGAUGUCCUCCAGAAGCUGUGUGCCUUUCUUUGAUGUAAUUUAACAUGGCAGUCCAUACAGGGCUAGGAAGGAGUCCCGAGGUUUAGCUAUCUGGAUUGUGUAAGUCCAUAAAUAGCUUUGUGUUACGGAAAUGAAUGAACAGUAGAUGAUGUUUAGAAAGAAUAUAUUUGUUCAGAAUCCAAGACUAGCUUUGUUUAAUCUUAUUUUGAAAAUGUUCACUAUCAUUUGGUCCAUUGGUCAAGAAAUGUUCCAGGUAAUUUUCUCUCUCAAAAGUGCAGCUUUUACCACAGAAGAAAAGACUCCCGCCGUUUGUAAACAGUGUUUACAGUAAAGGACAUAAACCAGAAGGAGCCUAUCAGGGGCAAGGCACGAAAUAUAACAUUAUAGAUGCUAUCGUGAGAUGGGAUUAAUUAUUUAAAAUGAAGUUAUAACGAUAUAAAGAGUAUAAAGAUGGCAAGUUAAGCAAAAGAUACCAGAAAUAACGUGACGAAGGCUACUAUACGUGAAGUACUGUUAAUGUUUACAGAAAGAAAACACAGUUUUGUCGAUAAAAUGAAUCUGCUUUAAACUAAUCCCAUAGCUGAAGAGUUGUUUAGACAUCUGUAAAGCUCAAAUAACACCCAUAUUUCUGUGAAAAUCGUUUAUAAACUAAUUAAAUACAGCUGUAGUUUCAGUUACUACACGUCUUGAAUAUCUUCCACGCGUUUACUGUAAAUGUUUUUUAUAAACCAGGAAACGAGGCGAAAUUAUUUUCUUUGAUAAUCGACAGCAUUUUGUUUGACUUCCUAUAUAUCUGACAGGCUUGUAGAUGAACACUGUAGGACACUGACACGGGCAGCUCGAGGGUCUGAAUGUGUGUAUUAUUCUGUCGUUUAGUUCAACGCUGUAACAUACAAGCUACCGACAACAUUGUAAUGUGCUUUGAUUUCAUUUGAGAAAUACCGAGAUCAGCCCAGAUGUUGUGAUUUUGAAACCUGACCUUUUAAAGAGUCGCUUAAAUUGAGAUGUUUCUUUCUCCCCCUGGAUCGAUGUAUCUUCAGACUGCCUAUUAAACCAUGACAGGACACUAGUACAUUACGCCUAACACAGGGAUCUGCAUUACAAGGUAAUUUCUGUGAAAUUGUUGUGUAGACAUUUUUCAGAAUGUUUGCAUUUUAUUUUAACAUUUUUUGGGUUCAUAUUUAUGAAAAAUAAAGUUUAAAGU
This is a messenger RNA of Carassius auratus (goldfish), 7337 nucleotides long. RefSeq names its product N-acetyl-beta-glucosaminyl-glycoprotein 4-beta-N-acetylgalactosaminyltransferase 1. Lineage: Eukaryota; Metazoa; Chordata; Actinopteri; Cypriniformes; Cyprinidae. The transcript is spliced from 20 exons. Gene Ontology annotation, cellular component: Golgi cisterna membrane. Gene Ontology annotation, molecular function: acetylgalactosaminyltransferase activity. The coding region runs from base 1895 to 5449 and encodes 1184 amino acids. The record is from RefSeq and is a predicted model, not a curated record.